Messenger RNA from Plenodomus lingam JN3, 1044 nucleotides. RefSeq lists its product as uncharacterized. The record is from RefSeq and is a predicted model, not a curated record. NCBI's taxonomy places the organism in Eukaryota, Fungi, Ascomycota, Dothideomycetes, Pleosporales, Leptosphaeriaceae. Gene Ontology annotation, molecular function: oxidoreductase activity, acting on the CH-CH group of donors, NAD or NADP as acceptor.
AUGCCCACUUACACCUCCAUCCACCUGGCAGAACGCCCCACCUCGGCCGUUGUGGCCAACAAAACCUUCACCGCACAACACCACCCCAUCCCGCCCGCCUCCAGCCUAAAACCGAACCAAGUUCUCUUCCGCACCCUCUACCUCUCCCUCGACCCCGCCAUGCGCGGCUGGCUUAACCCUACACGCUCCUAUAUUCCCCCCGUCGAAAUCGGUGCCGUGAUGCGCGGCUCAGGCAUCGGCCUCAUCGUCGCCUCCACAUCCCCCCGCUUCCCCGUCGGCACCUACACCACGGGCAUGUGCGGCUGGAGCGAGUACGCCAUACUUGAUGACAAGCAUGUGGAGGCUUUGGAUCUGCCCGCCGGCGCUGUCCCCACGGAUGCGCUGGGCGUGUUGGGCAUGACGGGCUUGACUGCCUACUUUGGCAUCUUGGAUGUCGGCAAGGUCAAGAAAGGUGACUUUGUGGUUGUCAGUGGAGCGGCGGGGGCGACGGGGAGUGUGGUCGGUCAGAUUGCGAAGAUCAUGGGGGCAACGGUGUUGGGGAUUGCGGGCGAGGACAGCAAGGUUGCGUGGUUGAAGGAAGAGUUGGGCUUUGACGAGGCGUUGAACUACAAAGACCCCGAGUUUGCUAAGAAAUUUCGUGCGGCCACCCCGGAUCUCGUCGAUGUCUAUUUCGAUAAUGUGGGUGGGGAGAUUUUGGAUUUGGCGCUUAGUCGGGCCAAGCCGUUUGCCCGGUUUGUCAUGUGUGGUGCGAUUAGUGAGUAUAACAAAAGCAAGCCUCAGGGGUUGAAGAACUACAUGAUGAUAAUCUCCAUGCGCAUCCGCAUGCAAGGUUUCAUCGUCUUCGACUACGCCUCGCAAUACCACGCCGCGCGCGCACAACUCGCCCAAUGGCUCUCCGAAGGCAAACUGAAACGCAAGGAAACCAUUGUUCAGGGCGGCAUUGAAAAGGCAGCCGACGCGCUGGUGGGCCUUUUUGAGGGACGCAAUACAGGGAAGAUUAUGGUCAAGGUGGCGGAUGAGGGCGAAGUCGCGUCAAAGUUGUAG